Molecule: messenger RNA, 14151 nt
Organism: Loxodonta africana (African savanna elephant)
Lineage: Eukaryota; Metazoa; Chordata; Mammalia; Proboscidea; Elephantidae
Gene: RALGAPA2
Product: Ral GTPase activating protein catalytic subunit alpha 2
Exons: 38
Coding region: 97-5664 (1855 amino acids)
Biological process (GO): positive regulation of GTPase activity; regulation of small GTPase mediated signal transduction
Cellular component (GO): cytoplasm; nucleus
Molecular function (GO): GTPase activator activity
Source: RefSeq, a predicted model, not a curated record
CGAGCGGCCGGCGGGGAGCGCCUCUCCCCAUGCGGUGACUCGCGCAGCGCAGGCGCCUGCUGCCCCGCCGGCGGGGCCUGGGCUUCCCGCGGCGGGAUGUUCUCCCGAAGGAGCCACGGGGAUGUGAAGAAGUCCGCCCAGAAGGCGCUGGACCCGAAGAAGGACGUCCUGACCCGCCUGAAGCACCUGCGGGCGCUGCUGGAUAAUGUGGAUGGAAGUGAUCUUAAGCAGUUUUUUGAGACCAACUAUUCUCAAAUAUAUUUCAUCUUCUAUGAAAAUUUUAUGACACUGGAAAAUAGUUUGAAAUUAAAAGGGAAUAAUAAGUCACAAAGGGAGGAGCUGGACUCUGUCCUCUUUCUUUUUGAAAAAAUACUGCAAUUUCUACCUGAACGGAUUUUCUUUCGAUGGCAUUACCAAAGUAUAGGCUCAACUUUAAAGAAGCUUCUACACACUGGAAAUUCUAUUAAGAUAAGAUGUGAAGGAAUCAGGUUGUUUCUUUUAUGGCUUCAAGCACUUCAGACAAACUGUGCGGAAGAGCAGGUGCUGAUUUUCGCUUGCCUGGUGCCUGGUUUCCCAGCAGUCAUGUCUUCCAGAGGGCUCUGUACACUGGAGACUCUCCUUAAUCCUAGCCCUAAUGCAGCUGAUGCAAAGAUAUAUCCAGAAGAAAUCACUCCACUCGUACCAGCCAUAUCGGGGGAAAAGAUCGCUGAGGACCAAACAUGCUUUUUUCUUCAAAUACUGUUGAAGUAUAUGGUUAUUCAGGCUGCAAGCUUGGAGUGGAAGAAUAAGGAGAAUCAAGAUACUGGUUUUAAAUUUCUUUUUACUUUGUUUCGAAAGUAUUAUCUUCCUCAUUUAUUUCCAUCAUUUACUAAGUUAACAAACAUCUACAAACCUGUACUUGACAUCCCUCAUUUAAGACCGAAGCCAGUGUACAUUACUACAACUCGGGACAAUGAAAGCGUUUACAGUACAAAAAUUCCAUACAUGGCUGCUCGCGUUGUUUUUAUUAAGUGGAUUGUAACGUUCUUUUUGGAAAAAAAAUAUCUGACUACAACACAAAACACUAAAAAUGGAGUUGAUGUAUUGCCCAAAGUCAUCCAGACUGUUGGUGGUGGUACGGUGCCAGAGAAAGUGCCGGAGCUGGAUGGUGCCAUGCCAGCAGAGCAGGACAAAAACCAUUCUAACAGUAGCACCUUGUCGGACCGAAGACUCAGUACCUCCAGCCUUUGCAGCAUUGAGGAAGAACACCGAACGGUGUAUGAAAUGGUGCAGCGGAUUCUCUUGUCAACGCGAGGUUAUGUCAAUUUUGUCAAUGAAGUAUUUCGCCAGGCGUUUUUGCUACCUUCCUGUGACAUAGCUGUAACAAGAAAAGUAGUUCAAGUGUACAGAAAGUGGAUCCUCCAGGAGAAACCUGUGUUCAUGGAGGAGCCAGAUAAAAAAGACGUUCCCCAGGAAGAUGCUGAAAAGCUAGGAUUUUCAGAGACGGAUAGCAAGGAGGCCUCAUCUGAAAGUUCCGGUCAUAAGCGAUCCUCCAGUUGGGGGCGAACGUACUCCUUCACGAGUGCGAUGAACAGAGGUUGUAUACUCGAAGAGGAAAGUAAGGACGUGAAAGCUGGUGUCCAGGUUAUGCUGCAGGUAUUUUUGACAAACGCUGCAAACGUCUUUUUGCUGGAACCAUGUGCUGAAGUUCCCGUGCUCUUGAAAGAACAAGUCGAUGCUUGCAAAGCUGUUAUGGUUAUUUUUAGGCGCAUGAUAAUGGAGCUUCCAAUGAAUCAGAAGACCUGGGAACAGAUGUUGCAAAUACUGCUCAGGAUAACAGAAGCUGUCAUGCAGAAGCCAAAGGAUAAACAAAUGAAGGACUUGUUUGCCCAGAGCUUGGCAGGGCUACUAUUUAGGACACUCAUUGUGGCUUGGAUCCGAGCAAGCCUGUGUGUGUCUAUUUCUCGAGAGCUCUGGGAUGACUUCCUUGGUGUGCUGUCUUCCCUCACGGAAUGGGAGGAACUCAUAAACGAGUGGGCCAACAUCAUGGACUCCUUAACGGCAGUGCUCGCAAGAACGGUUUAUGGAGUGGAGAUGACAAACCUACCUCUGGAUAAAUUAAGUGAACAAAAGGAAAAGAAGCAAAGAGGCAAAGGCUGUGCUCUAGAUUCUCAGAAGGGAACUGCUGUGGGGAGAUCCUUCUCUCUCAGCUGGCGGAACCACCCAGAUGCCACUGAGCCGAUGAGAUUUAGGAGUGCCACCACAUCCGGAGCACCGGGGGUUGAGAAAGCAAGAAACAGUGUUCGCCAAAAGGCAACUGAAGUGGAAGAGUGUCACCCGUCGGAAAGCGCACCUAGAACGGAAGCCGAUCACUUGGUGGUGGAGCAGCCGCAGCAGCAGAUCCCUCGGAGCAGCAGCACGUCAGAUAUCACUGAGCAGCUGUGCUCAGAUGCUCCUCAGGGUCAAAAGAUAGAGAAUGCACAGAAUUUGAGUUUUUCAGACUCUAAGCCUGUUCAAGACAAUAAAGGACAUGUGAAGAAAGAACAUGAAGGAAUAACAAUCUUAGUUCGAAGAAGCAGCAGCCAAACUGAAUUGGAUUUAAAAGAUGACAUACAGCAAACGCAAGAAAAAUGUAGAGAAAGACAGAAGAGUGAAAGUGUCAGCAGUGACACACCUCUGGCCUAUAACCAUGAGGCAGAGCUAUCCAUGAGUGCCUGGCAGAGCUGUGAAGAUGACCCCGAACUGAACACGCCCACAGAUGCUGUGGCUGACUCCGAUGCACGCCACUGGUUACAGCUGAGUCCCACCGAUGUUUCAAACUUAACAGAUAGCAGUGAAUGCCUCGCAGAUGACUGUAGCAUCAUUGCUGGGGGGAACCUCACUGGCUGGCACCCAGACUCUGCUGCUGUACUAUGGCGGAGGGUCUUGGGAAUCCUUGGGGAUGUGAAUAACAUCCAGUCACCGAAGAUCCAUGCCAAAGUUUUUGGCUAUCUCUAUGAACUCUGGUACAAACUAGCAAAGAUACGGGAUAAUCUAGCGAUUAGCCUAGAUAACCAGUCUUCUCCGUCUCCACCAGUCUUGAUCCCACCACUCAGAAUCUUUGCAUCAUGGCUAUUUAAGGCUACGACGUUGCCAAAUGAAUACAAGGAAGGCAAACUACAAGCCUACAGACUGAUCUGCGCCAUGAUGACCAGACGCCAGGACGUUCUGCCUAACUCAGAUUUCCUGGUGCAUUUCUACCUGGUGAUGCACCUUGGAUUGACCAGCAAGGAUCAGGAUAUCUUGAAUACCAUCGUAAGGCACUGUCCACCCCGCUUUUUUUCCCUGGGCUUGCCUGGCUUCUCCAUGCUGAUGGGGGACUUCAUCACGGCUGCAGCCAGGGUCCUCAGUACAGACAUGUCGGUGGCCCCUCGUUCUGAAGCCCUCACCAUUCUCGGUUCUCUUGUCUGCUUUCCAAACACCUACCAGGAGGUCCCACUGCUGCAGUCGGUACCGGAAGUUAACGAGGUCGUCACAGGAACCGAAGAUGUCAAGUGUUACCUCAUAAAUAUUUUACUGAAGAAUGCCACAGAGGAGCCAAAUGAAUGUGCAAGAUGCAUUGCCAUUUGCUCUCUCGGGGUAUGGAUCUGUGAAGAACUCGCACAACGUACGAGCCAUCCGCAGGUGAAAGAGGCCAUCAAUGUGAUAGGUGUAACUCUGAAGUUCCCUAACAAAAUUGUGGCUCAAGUAGCUUGUGAUGUUCUUCAGUUGCUGGUUUCCUACUGGGAAAAGCUUCAGAUGUUUGAAACCUCUCUGCCUCGGAAAAUUGCAGAGAUCCUUGUGGCCACAAUUGCUUUUCUUUUACCAAGUGCAGAAUACUCCUCAGUGGAAGCAGAUAAGAAGUUUAUUGUUUCUCUGCUCCUCUGCCUGUUGGACUGGUGCAUGGCGUUGCCGGUGGCAGCCCUUCUUCUCCCAGUGUCAACAGCCCUCCUGGAGGAACAGCACGCAGCCAGAGCCCCCUUGUUGGAUUACAUCUACAGGGUCCUGCACUGCUGUGUUUGUGGCUCAAGCACUUACACCCAACAGAGUCACUACAUACUGACCCUGGCUGACUUGUCGUCCACCGAUUACGACCCCUUUCUGCCACUGGCAAAUGUUAGGAAUUCUGAGCCAGUCCAGUGUCAUUCAUCAGCAGAACUGGGGAACUUGCUUACUGUUGAAGCAGAAAAGAAGAGAAGAAGUUUGGAACUGAUUCCUCUGACUGCUCGGAUGGUGAUGGCCCACCUGGUGAACCACCUCGGGCACUACCCCCUCAGUGGGGGCCCUGCCAUGCUGCACAGCCUCGUCAGCGAGAACCACGACAACGCCCAUGUGGACUCCUCCGAGCUGUCCUCCGAGGUGUUCAGGAGCCCAAACCUGCAGCUCUUUGUAUUUAAUGACAGUACCCUCAUAUCAUACCUUCAAAUACCCACAGAGAGACCAGCAGGUGGCCCACCGGUGGGUGCCCUCUCCGACGUGAGAGUGAUUAUGAGAGAUAUCUCAGGGAAGUACUCUUGGGAUGGUAAAAUUCUAUAUGGACCUUUAGAAGGCUGUUUCAGUCCCAAUGGAAGAAAUUCAUCAUUUCUGAUUUCAGGCUGGCAUCAUCAAACAUUGGGACCUCAGAAAGACUUUUCUCAAAUUGAAGAAGGAGAGGAUGUCCUUGACAAAUUACUUGAAAACAUUGGCCACACAAGUCCUGAGUGCCUUCGGCCAUUGCAGCUAAAUCUAAAUGAGCCUUCCCCACCCCCACGCGGAAUGAGCCAUGACCAAGAGAAGGAAAUCAUCCAGGUCAUUUUGCGCCAGGACACACAAGAAGACGAGUAUGUUCAGAGGUCUAACUCUGACUCUGCUGCGAAAGUCACUAGUCAGGGUCAGCCCAGGCCAGUGGAGCCACAAGGACCCUUCUAUUUCUGCAGGUUAUUACUGAAUGACUUGGGAAUGAAUUCUUGGGACCGAAGGAAGAACUUCCAUCUGUUGAAGAAAAAUUCAAAAUUAUUAAGAGAGCUAAAAAAUUUGGACUCCCGUCAGUGCCGUGAAACACACAAAAUUGCGGUGUUCUACAUUGCUGAAGGUCAAGAAGACAAGUGUUCCAUCCUCUCCAAUGAAAGGGGGAGCCAAGCAUAUGAAGACUUUGUUGCCGGACUUGGAUGGGAGGUGGAUCUGUCAACCCACUGUGGCUUCAUGGGCGGCCUGCAGCGCAAUGGCAGCACGGGGCAGACGGCCCCCUACUAUGCUACCUCAACCGUGGAAGUGAUUUUCCACGUUUCCACAAGGAUGCCAUCAGACUCAGAUGAUUCACUCACCAAAAAGCUCCGUCACUUGGGAAAUGAUGAGGUCCACAUCGUCUGGUCUGAACACUCCAGGGACUACCGCAGGGGUAUUAUCCCAACCGCCUUUGGAGACGUUUCAAUCAUCAUUUACCCGAUGAAGAAUCACAUGUUCUUCAUCGCCGUAACGAAGAAACCUGAGGUUCCAUUCUUUGGGCCUCUGUUUGAUGGAGCCAUCGUGAGUGGGAGGCUGCUGCCAAGCCUCAUCUGUGCCACAUGCAUAAAUGCCAGCAGGGCUGUGAAGGGCCUCAUCCCGCUCUACCAGAGCUUGUAUCUUUUUGCUUUAACCUUGGGACUUACUAGCCACCCCAGAACCCAGAUGACUGCCAGUUUUUCGUGAGAGACAGCGAGUGGCAGAUGCAGCCAACGGUCCGAGGCCUGGGGCCUGGAGACACCCCAGCAGCUGCCCAGCAGAGCUCCUCAGACUUCCUCCAUGAACUCAGCUUUCCAGAUGCAAACACUGCUGAAUGCAUCAAUAAAUCACGUGCUGUCUUUUACAUGAAGCCGUUAGAAUGCUUAUCGUCUUUAAAUUCAAGCUUCAUCCUGCUGGUAUGUGAUCUUUUAUUUUCAUCUUUAUAAUCUUUUGAACUCAGUGGCAGUUAUCUCACUUUUAGAAUGUUAAGGUCACUGUCACUCAGUCUGCACUCCACAAGUACCCAUAUCCUUUCUACAUUUCAGAAAGUACAGGUGUCACCUUUGGAGAUUACCUAGUUGAGCUUGGCUCAGAGGAAGGCUUCAAGGAGACAAGGUCACCCCUCAAGUAUCAGUCAGUCCUCUCAUCGUAUUUACGGGCAUCCAACCCUAGGAGAUAAAAGUGGAAAGGGAGUUUGCUACUGGAGAUGACUGUGCUUAAGAAGAAAAAAAAAAAAAAAUGACGAAAACCCAGUCAGCAGAUUCUAAUAAUCUUAUUCACGUUCCCAGACACCAGCUCUGAAAAUGACAGGUCCAGAGGCAGUUGUUCCAUUGGUUUCCUCAUUCAUUCAUCAACAAAACCCCCACUCACCACUCCUGGUGCACCUGGAGCUGUGCUUGCCAAGCGUGCACAAGGGGAAGGCCCGGGACCAUCCUCGGAGCUCUUUGUUAAGUGAAGACAGUAAGCAAAAGAGUAGCCUGGGUAGUCGAGUAACAGCCAGGGUGGAGUUCAGCCCAGAGCCUCAGAGAAACUGUCCAGAGGAGGGGCCUUUGGUCUGGCAUUUGGAGGGUGAGUCGGAGUUACAGGGACUUGAUCAAAGAAAGGGGCAUUUCAGAGAAAGUAAACUCCUUUCAGCCACAAAGAGCCUUGGGUAAACCUGGAACCAUCAGGGAACUGAGGGCCCUAGGUGCUGCUGGGAGUACAAACCCACCCAUCACUAGUAAUCACACCAGGGGUCCAUGGGCCCAGUGUACGUCUCUGUCUGCCCAUCACCCUCCCCUACCCUCUGAAGUAGACCCCUCAGAAGGGGGUCUGAGGACAAGACCAGGAGGUUGAGCAGCUUUCCCAUGGCUAUGGGUCCAGGAAGAGUGGUGGGCCUCUACUCUGAGGUCACCUAGAGAGAGAUGAGUUUAUUUAGCUUUGCCACCACUGGCUGUGUCCUGGUUAUUCUGAACUUCACAUAUAAAUCCAGUAUGACCCUCACAGCAAUGCUGAGGAAGGUGCCCUUAUCCUCCUCUUUUCAGGUAUUAUGCAAAUUCAGCACAGUGUCUUACAGAAUACAAUCUAUUAUGCCAUAUAUUUAUGAUAUUUGAAAAGUGUAGUUGAGGGAAUGGAGGCCCAGAGAAGUAAAGUAACCUGCCCAAGGCUGCACCUGUGCCCCAGGAGUGACCCACGCUGUCCCCCACUGCCCCAGUGCCCAUUAAAUACCUCCCUGCAGUAUCUAAAGAUGCCUGGAGCCAUUUCACAUAUAUUUCACUGCAGCUUUUUAAAGUUUAAAGAGCAUCAUCAGCAUUUUGGAUCUGUUGAGUGGAUUUGUAAAUUGUGACUGACAGCCUCAAAUGCCAGCACCGUGUUUUAAUGAGACUGAAGGCACGGGCGAGCAGAGCCUACUCCUGAGGCCGUUGUGGGAAUGCAGGCGGACGUUGCAGACCCUGCGCCUGCCCCUCUGAAGGCCAGCAUUGUCGCCAGGUUCAUUAGCAUCCGUGCUCCUCUCUUGGCCGUUGCUGCUCGCUGGCUUACCAGCUGUUCCUGCUGCUCUGUACAAUGUCGGAUGUGUUCAGCUCACUGGGUUCCUGUCCUUGCCGCCGGGAGGAGACAGCCCUUCCGCUGGGGAUACCCACGUGGCUGCCUGUCAGCAGUGGCACCGAAUAAAGUAAUAGGCCUUCGCAUGGCAUAUGGUGUCUGGAUCUGUACAAGAUGCAAAACUCUUCUGCCGCUAAUGCGGGAUGACUCAUAGCAUUGCUAAUGUUUCCAACAAAAGCUGACGUCCCCACCCACGCUUUUAACCCCGCCGGCUAAAACGUCUUCAGUUGCAAAGCCCUGAAAAGGUGGCUUCUGGAUCUCUACGUAAAAUGUGUUACACUUAUUGAAAGCACGUAAAAUUUCUUGCUUUGCUUUGGAUUGAGGUUAUUUUGAAUUUCUGGACCCUCCCCUCAGGGAAGAGAAAUUAUUAAACUUUUAACUUUGAUUUCCUUUCUCACAGUUUGGUGGGUUGAUUUUUAUAAAGCUGUCAUAAAAUCUGUCAGAAAGCACUAUAUUAGCAGAACACAUACACUGUUUAUAAGAAGUUAGCGUUCCCUUUUUUAGAAGUUCGAUAGAAGUGAGUGUAUUCUAGCAACUUAAUUGUGGAGCUUUUCAAGCUCCUCAUAUUAGAAUAUUUUAAAGUUACAAGAGAAUCUGAUUCCCUUGUGGAAUAUGAUAUUACAUAGUCUCUCCUAGCAUAAUGAAUACAUAACUCUUGUAAAUAAUUAAAUUCUACCACAAUAAAUUUGAUUUAUAAGUUUAUAGUAGAAUGGACAUUUUGUUUUUAGUCAGUUAUACAGGAUCAGUUGUACUGAUACGUAUCUAAACUUAAUAUGAGAUUUUUAUAUACUAAAAUAAGGCAGUUAUUUCCAUUUAUAUAAUCAGUGAUCAAAAUAUCAUUCCUUUAUAAAUAACCCUUUAUUGAAUAUUUUCUUUAAACAUAUGAGAGGCAGGAAUUACCACCGUAAAAUAAUUAGCCCUUUUUCUAAAUAGAGAUGUAAUCACCAAGUCUUUGUAGUCAGUCUUUCACAUAAAAGCUUUUGCAAUCAGAAUUUGGUGAAUGAAUGGAUUUAUAAAGGAACUUCAACCUAGCAGGGAAAUACCAAUUUUGUUUACAAAUAUAUUGCUUUUCUGCAACUUCAGUAGGUUUUGGCGGAGGAAGAUGGAGACUCAUAUUCUCAAUAUUGAUAUUUCAUUUUGCUUCCAUUUUUAAGGUCAAAGUACUCACUCUCUUACCUACCGAUAUGAAAUCAGAUGUGCAUCUUAUUUCCUUAAAAGGGCAUUUUAAUCUCAGAAAACAAAACACAAGUAUGUAAAACUCCUGAACGUGCCUCACUUCCUAGACCCCAGUUACUAGUACUGUUCUCCCGGCGUGUUGUGUGGUAUUCUUACCUUCACCAUCAGGCUCACUGUUGUGUAGUGCUCUCAUCUUCGCGGUCAGGCUCACUGUUGUGUAGGGUUCUCACCUUCGCUGUCAGGGUCACUGUUGUGUCAUAUUCUCACCUUCACCAUCAGACUUCACUGUUGUGUAGUGUUCUCACCUUUGCCAUCAGACUUCACUGUUGUGUAGUGUUCUCACCUUUGCCAUCAGACUUUACUCUUGUGUAGUGUUCUCACCUUUGCCAUCAGACUUCACUGUUGUGUAGUGUUCUCACCUUUGCCAUCAGACUUUACUCUUGUGUAGUGUUCUCACCUUCAUCAUCAGACUUCACUGUUGUAUAGUGUCCUCACCUUCACCGUCAGGCUCAAUGUUAUGUAGGGUUCUCGCCUUCGCCAUCAGACUCGCUGUUGUGUAGUAUUCUUACCUUCACCAUCAGGCUCACUGUUGUGUAGUGUUCUUGCCUUCACCAUCAGACUCACUGUUGUGUAGGGUUCUCGCUUUCGCCAUCAGGCUCACUGUUGCGUAGGGCUCUCGCCUUCGCCAUCAGACUUCACUGUUACAUAGGGUUCUCACCUUCAGCCAACAGGCUCACUGUAGCGUAGGGUUCUCGCCUGCGCCAUCAGGCUCACUGUUGCCUAGGGUUCUCGCCUGCGCCGUCAGGCUCACUGUUGUGUAGGGUUCUCGCCUUCGCCUCAGGCUCACUGUUGCGUAGGGUUGUCGCCUUCAGCCGUCAGGCUCACUGUAGCGGAGGGUUCUCACCUUCAGCCGUCAGGCUCACUGUAGCGUAGGGUUCUCGCCUGCGCCGUCGGGCUCACUGUUGCGUAGGGUUCUCGCCUUCGCCGUCGGGCUCACUGUUGCGUGGGGUUCUCGCCUUCGCCGUCGGGCUCACUGUUGCGUGGGGUUCUCGCCUUCGCCGUCGGGCUCACUGUUGUGCGGGGUUCUCGCCUUCGCCGUCGGGCUCACUGUAGCGUAGGGUUCUCGCCUGCGCCGUCGGGCUCACUGUAGCAUAGGGUUCUCGCCUUCAGCCGUCGGGCUCACUGUAGCGUAGGGUUCUCGCCUGCGCCGUCGGGCUCACUGUUGCGUGGGGUUCUCGCCUUCGCCGUCGGGCUCACUGUUGCGUGGGGUUCUCGCCUUCGCCGUCGGGCUCACUGUAGCGUGGGGUUCUCGCCUGCGCCGUCGGGCUCACUGUUGCGUGGGGUUCUCGCCUUCGCCAUCGGGCUCACUGUUGCGCGGGGUUCUCGCCUUCGCCGUCGGGCUCACUGUUGCGCGGGGUUCUCGCCUUCGCCGUCGGGCUCACUGUUGCGCGGGGUUCUCGCCUUCGCCGUCGGGCUCACUGUUGUGCGGGGUUCUCGCCUUCGCCGUCGGGCUCACUGUUGUGCGGGGUUCUCGCCUUCGCCGUCGGGCUCACUGUUGUGCGGGGUUCUCGCCUUCGCCGUCGGGCUCACUGUUGUGCGGGGUUCUCGCCUUCGCCGUCGGGCUCACUGUUGUGCGGGGUUCUCGCCUUCGCCGUCGGGCUCACUGUAGCGUAGGGUUCUCGCCUGCGCCGUCGGGCUCACUGUAGCAUAGGGUUCUCGCCUUCAGCCGUCGGGCUCACUGUAGCGUAGGGUUCUCGCCUGCGCCGUCGGGCUCACUGUUGCGUGGGGUUCUCGCCUUCGCCGUCGGGCUCACUGUUGCGUGGGGUUCUCGCCUUCGCCGUCGGGCUCACUGUAGCGUGGGGUUCUCGCCUGCGCCGUCGGGCUCACUGUUGCGCGGGGUUCUCGCCUUCGCCGUCGGGCUCACUGUUGCGCGGGGUUCUCGCCUUCGCCGUCGGGCUCACUGUUGCGCGGGGUUCUCGCCUUCGCCGUCGGGCUCACUGUUGUGUGGGGUUCUCGCCUUCGCCGUCGGGCUUACUGUUGUGUGGGGUUCUCGCCUUUGCCGUCGGGCUCACUGUUGUGUGGGGUUCUCGCCUUCACCAUCAGACUUGCAUCCAGCAAGCCUAAGAGCUCAGUGGCCACUAAAACUCUGCACUGUCAGGUUGCACAUGAUUUGUGGUUUUGCUUCCACACUUUGAGUUUGAGGGCUGUUUGUUACUAGUAUCAGCACUUCCAUUUUGUCCAAUUUCCACUCAUUUUUAUGAAAUGAGGGCAGAAUGCAAUGGAAUAUUCAAAUAAUUGCAUCAGGACAAACCUGACAACCAAAGGCGGCUUGGAAUGUCUGCGGAUAAAUGCAAAAGCGCGAGCUGAUCAAAGGCACACAGAAGAUAAGGAUCGUUGGUCCAUUAUUCCCGGUCUUGGCAACAACCCUGCAGAAUAGGGCCAUGUUCUUCCAGCUUCACAGAUGGAGAGAGUGAAGCUCAAGGAAGCAGGAGUGUUGGCCCAGGUCCCACAGCUAGGGCAGGGCUGGCAUGGGAGCCCAGGCCAACCUGACUUCUAGGCCCCUGCUGUUUUUCACUUGCCCAAACUUCUGACCUAAAAACGGAGGCCAUUAAAAUUAUACAGCUUUGAGAAAGCAAAGCAGUUCCACUUAAUUAUAGCCUAUUCUGUCAUUAUUGUUACUGAGAGGAUCUUAACCUUUAAAUCUUGAUUUUAUGAAAUAAAGAAGAAUACAAAACUGAUGUAUAUUAGAACGGAGAGUAUUCCCAUUUUAAUACCGUAUGUACAUCCUUUAUACCUAAGUACAUCCAAACCAAAAACCAAACCCACUGCCGUCGAGUCGAUUCCGACUCAUAGGAACCCUGGUGGCAUAGCGGUUAAGCACUACAGCUGAUAACCAAAAGGUCGGCAGUUCGAAUCCGCCAGGCGCUCCUUGGAAACUCUAUGGGGCAGUUCUACUGUGUCCUAUAGGGUCGCUAUGAGUUGCUGUGACCUAAGUACAUAAAAAAUAUAGCUUCUAAAUUAAAAAGCAGUGAAAACAUUAAGCUUAAAUAUUUCUAAUGACAUAUCUCACUUAACAAGCAAGUCUAACCCAAAAUAAACACCCAACUGGUGUUACUCAUUUUGCUUUUGCCUUGAUAGAAUAGAACACAGGUCCAUCAUGGUUCAUGGUAACACUUCCAGUUUUGUUUUUACUUUUGGUUUCUUUUUGCAAGUAGUAGUAAUCACGAGUAUUUGUGUAUGUUGAAUCUGUUUAUAUUCUACCUCUUUCAAAGGAGAUUUGGAAGAGCUUCCAGCACAGCCCACGUGUAAUGAGAAAGGGCACAUUAGAGCCAGAGAAGUAACACUGAAAAUAAUCGUAUCUUAGGGCAUAACGUGAGCUUCACAGUGGUGGCCUUGGCGAAGAGUGCAGGGGAACCCCAUUAACUAGUGAGAGCACCUGGAGGUGUGUUACCAUGUACAGCUGCACCGUGCUCUCUGGGUCCUCUUGUUCCCCACUUUUCAGUUACUAAUAAUGAGAUUAUGUUAUGUCUGAAUUGGAGAACAUACUAGGUCAUUUUAAAGACAGAUAUUCGUAAUAUCAAAAUUUUGUUCCAGACAACAGCAAAUUUUUAAUAUCUAAAUAAAUUUCUAUUCUACUUCUGAGUCCAAAAGAUACCUUUUGAGUUGAUAUAGAAGUUCAUGUGUACCAAAGGCUAAUUAGGACCCCCCCAAAAAAACAGGAUUUGUUACAGCUGAAAGAGUAGAGAAUUAAUUAGUGAUACAGGGAAAGAGAGAAGUGUGAUGUCCGCAUUUUCUCAGUAGCAGCUUUUUCUAAUCCUUUUAGUAUAAAAAGCCCACGUACCUGACAUUUUGCAUCUUUGUUUUUCUGUGAAGAUAAAAGGAAACUUGAGCGUCUCGUUCUCCAUAAUGCAGUUAAUACGUGACAAAAAGGUUUCCGUCCCAUUCAUUUCCACAGCCAGGCAUUUUCAUGUUAUUGCCCCGCUAACUGUCAUUUCAUACUUAACCGAUUGUGGACUGGUGCAGCUUUUCUCAGGCCCAGGAAUGGUCUGUGAUUAAAUGACCUCAGAAACGUUUUGCAUGUUAUAUUCAGUGAAACCUGUGAAAGACAAUCUGUGUAAGGUAGAAACCUGUCAGAGAAGGAAAACUCAAAUAUUUUCCACUAAAAAAAACAAUAGAAAAGUGGUAAGACUUCACCCUGUCAAAGGCAGGAAACUUCGGAGCUCCAGGGAAACACGGCAGUCCCUCGAGUUCCAGCCAUCACAGGUUUCACGGUACUUCCUCUCACACUGGCCUUCUUGUUACCACGUUUCGGGACUUGUUGCCCCCAUAAUCCCGGCUUUCUUGCAGGUUUAUUUACUCGUGAUCACUAGUAAUCAUUCAUUUUAUGAAGCCUCAUUAGGGACUGCAGCCUCUGUCCCAACUUAGCGUCAUUCAAGCGUAGGUAGCAUCCAUCUGCUCAAUCCACAUUAUUUAAUUAAUGAACUUCGUAAUGUGUUCUUUGCCUGUGAAAAGCACUCCGGCUUCUCAGGUUGUUGAAUGGGACUUGCAUUCCAGGUUUUCCAUGUUGACAUUCUAGAAGGCCCACCUUGGUAGUUGCUAAUUAUGGAUUCGCCAAACUUUAAGUCUUAACUUGAAGGCAAAUUUGCUUUUUCUUUCAUUAUAUGCAUUCAUCCAUUUGAUAUGUUCAAAACUCAAAGUCAGAUCACUCUUAGAGUAACUAAAUUAUUCAUCAAUUUUCAUGAUCUCUUUCUCCUCUCUUAGGUGAGUUAAGAUUCACCUAGAUAGAGCUAUAUUUCCUUGCAGGACAGUAAAACAUAUAUGUGUUAUUUUGCUAUUUUUCCUUCUGAAAUUAAAGUUAUGGAAAUGCUUAAAUGUCAGAAGAGUUUCUACUGUUUUUCAGUAUCUCAGUUUUAUGGAAUUCCAUAAGAACCUUUGUAGCAUAGAUUUUAUUUAAAGUAAUGGAAUAAUAACUGAAUUCCUGUUUCUCCUGAGAAAAUGGUGAGACUCAAGUAAAAUAUUUUUGAAAUUUCAAUAUCUGUAUAAUUUUUAAUGUAUUGUAAAUUGCUGUUUGGAUUUGCAGAUGUUUUAGCAUCUAUUCAAAGACCUCAUAAAUUUGAUGAUAUAUGACAAAUGAUGUAAAACUAGGUAUAUUCCUUUAUUUGAAACAUCUUUCACAGACUAUGGCAAUGUAUUUAAUUCCAGUUUUUUAAAAAACUACACCUACAUGGUUAUGUGCCUUUUCUUAAAGACUGUUUACUAUCUAGAUUAAACUUCACUCUACCCUGUCAAGUGCUCUGAAAUCUUAGAAUUUCUUUUCAUCCUAAAAUAUGAUAGAGUCUCAUAUUCAUAUUGCAUUUAGCUUUCGUCAUAUUAAUUCUUAUUCCCAUAACGGUAAAAAAAAAAAGUCUGGAUAUUCAUUUUUUCAAAAAGUAUGGU